This is a messenger RNA of Puntigrus tetrazona (Sumatra barb), 1052 nucleotides long. RefSeq lists its product as uncharacterized. The transcript has a single exon. Bases 374 to 880 code for a protein of 168 amino acids. NCBI's taxonomy places the organism in Eukaryota, Metazoa, Chordata, Actinopteri, Cypriniformes, Cyprinidae. The record is from RefSeq and is a predicted model, not a curated record.
ACAGGCAUUUGCUGUGUUCUUCGUGCGAGAGCAUCAGGAGGGCUGUUUAGUUUGAGUUGGUUCUGGCUAUAAUGACUCCAUUGAAACCCACAGAGAAACAGUGCCAUGCAUUUUUAAUCAGGUGGCUUCUGAGGUCGCGUGCUCCACUCCGAGGAUGUGAAUUAUGAGCCACGGUGGGAUGAAAACUGAACCGAUCCGACGGAAAGACAAUGACAUUACCUCACGACGGGAAGAGAGUGAUUUUAUUACAUUAUUACACUGUCGUUUUCAAUUCCAAUAAGUGAGUGCCAGAACUCUUCUCUCGCCCGGCAUUGUCCCUGCAUGAGAAGAGAAAUAUCUCAGCACCUUCACUGAAGCUCUUGAUGGUAGAAGCAUGAGAACGCGGACGUUGCUGAGCGUUGCGUCGGGGUUUAUGGGCUUCUCCUGCAAGGCUGUGAGGAGAUGUGCCGAGAUCCGCUGCGAUGAAGACCAGCGGUGCUGCACCCAGAACAGCAGCAGCAUCACGUCCGUCCGCCAGCUCCCGCUGCACACCUUCCUGGACAACCUGGAGUGGACGGUCCGUAAGCUGUCGGGACUGCUGAUUCUGCUCUUGCUCUUCGUGGUGGGUUAUUUCAUUCAGCGUGUCGUAUGUCCGCGUCCCCGCCGCCAGACGCCCGAGGAGCCGGCCCUUCUGCACGGACACGCGUCCCAGGACUCCCUCGCCGGGGACUUCGGCUCCCCGGGGCCGCUGCUUCCCACGUACGAGGAGGUCAAUUAUCUGCCCACAUACGAGGAGAUCAUGAUGGAGGUGAAUGGAGACCAUCUGGACUCGAACACGGGAGCGGUGGAGGAAAGACGAGCAGCACUGCAGACGUCUAGAAGACCCAUAAACUCUCUGUAAUCCACUCCCUGUGUGUCUUUAGGAGCUCUAGACUCCUCAAGACAUUUUCAGGUUUGGCUCUUACAGUAAGUAUCUCGAACUAACCAGACUUAGUGCAAAUUGUGUGCAAAAAUGCGUUUAGUCUUCUUAAACAUUGUUGAUUAUAAUUCUUCAUUGAAUUGCUGCUCUUUUU